Lindgomyces ingoldianus is the source of this 1769-nucleotide messenger RNA. RefSeq lists its product as uncharacterized. The transcript has 2 exons. NCBI's taxonomy places the organism in Eukaryota, Fungi, Ascomycota, Dothideomycetes, Pleosporales, Lindgomycetaceae. The coding region runs from base 74 to 1390 and encodes 438 amino acids. The record is from RefSeq and is a predicted model, not a curated record.
UCUGCCUUGUGCCGUCUGAGGAGCUUCGAGCAGCUGAAUCGAAAUUUUCGCCCGCGCCAAUCCUGCUUCCACGAUGCCGCUUGUGCGCCCACAUCCACAACCGGCAACGACCGCUUCACCCACCUCUUCUAUAUCCAAAACCCAAGUACCCCCAUUCGCAUCAUGCAAAUUCCCCGAGUUCACAGAUGAAAAGUCACAAUGGUACCAGAUCACCAGCCCGCAUCACUACACCAAUUUCGACAUCUGUGCAGAUUGUUACAACACGUCGCUGCAGCCCACUAAUUAUGCUCGUUUUAUAUCCCCUGCGCCUCCUAAACCAGAGGGGAUGAGCACCCGCUGCGACUUCUCUGAUCUCUGGGUCCGCAUAGCGUGGGCAUGGCUCUUUACCCAUAAUUACCUUGACCUCACACUGCUCGGCACUAUUGCAGAGAUAGAAGAUCCAGAGGGCUCGUGUCCGAACUUAGACAGGCAGAACGAGGAUGUUCAGAGAGGCGGCAAGUCCAGUGCCACACGGACGUGGUAUUCCCUGCAAGACACGUUAACUGGAAACCCGAUCGAAGACCUCACGGUUUGCUCCCACUGUAUUCGCCACAUCAACACGAUCACCCCCAAUCUUCAAGGCAUAUUUUUGCCUGCAGCCAGCGGUCAGCGGCUCCUCGGGACAUGCGAUCUAAUGGUACCAUCUCACGACCGGACCCUCGCGUACCUCGACCAAAUCCUCGAAGUCGCUGAGAAGACCCUGACAUCCGGAUACAGAGACAUCCAGCCCCUAACCGCCUACAUCAAACUCUGGGCACCGGUCCCUCCCUGCCCGAAGGACAAAAAGAUCCCCGGUCAAAAAUGCUACAAUAUACCAUCCCGCGUCCCAGAAUUUACCAUCUGCGAAGAGUGCCACAUCACGCACAUCCGGCCCCUCCUAACCCGCACACCUUCCCAUCUCUUUCUUACACAACUCUCCUCCAUGCCUUCUGUUCCCCUGGUAGGAUUUACAUGCCAACUAUACUCACCGCGACUACAGCAGUAUUUCAGCGACGCGUUGUCCACAAACGAUCUCGCAACUCUCCGGCAAAAGCUACAGCAGCGGGACGCCAAAUUCAGGGAACUUAAGCAGAAGAUUGAGUUGUUGAGGAUGCAGUAUGAGCAGCAGAAAAUGCAGGCCAAGUUUCAUAUGGAGAUGAUGGUGAUUAAUCAGCAGAGUGCUAUGAGCCAGAGCCUUGCGAGUCAGAUUGCGAGUAUGGGGCAUUCGACGUAUUAUUCGCCGUCGGUGAUCCCCGAUUUCCGUGCCUCAGACGCGCAGAUGAACCAAGCGGGACAAGCAGAGAUGCAAGCAAAUAUGACGAUGACGAAUAUGCAAAUGGUAGAGAAGGAGUGGGCAGAUUUCUGGGAAUGAGAGUUUAUCUGUCUGCGUGUAAAAGUAUGCGCGAGAUUAUGGGAAGGAGUGGGAGAGUUCGGGGUGGCGGUUGGGAAGUAGGUAGAGAUUGGGAGUCUGAGCUAGGGUAUGGAUGUGGGGACGGGGUCGAAGCAGGCCGAUCCUAGCUGUUCAAUUUGUCGUGGAUUUGGCUACACUGAGCGACAAGUCACAGAAAAUGUGCCUUAUACAUGUUCUCAGUGCGGCGGGCAUGGACGUGUGGCGGUGCCUAAUAGUCGUACGGGUCGUACAACUUCUUGUCUUUAUUGUGAUGGAUCAGGAACGCGCCUGCAUUUAAGAACAUUUAUAAGAAAGUCACCCUGCGACUGCCUACGUUAAUAGGGAGACAGGAAAGGUUGCU